GACAUGAAGAUGGACAUUUUGGAUAAGAUUGCUCAGGCAGUUUUUGAAGUGAAAGCCUAUCCUGAUCAAGACCAGAUUGAGUCUGUUGCUUCUGCUCUCUUCAGUAGGCACCCCUGUCUUCAAGAACCGGGCAGUGGCAUGGGGUAUGAUGGAUGGAAAAUGAGCAUAAAAUACAAACUUGGUAAUUACAGGUCCAAGCUACGUAACGCAGGCUGCAUUGAGGUCAGCAUUAACCGGAGAAGAAGCGGUGAAGAUGAUGGUGCAGGUCCUUCUUUGAAGAGAGCAAAGCGAGGGGAGAUUAACUAUGUUCCUGACCACCCAGAUACCCAUACUGAUGACUUGCUGGAGGAGGAAAGACUAGCUCUGGUUGAGGAGUUAAAGAAGAGGAAUAAGAAUGUUGCACUCAUAAAGCAACAGAUGGAGGUGACAUUCUCCCUGAGGCGCAAGGAGAUUGUGGAGCUAGUGCCUAUGGUGUCAGAGGUUCAGGAGCGGUGGCCUGCUCUGUUUUACGAGGCAGAGAUCAGGGAAGAGUUUCUUCGGAUCACCAACAAGGACCUAAUAGACAACUUCGGAGCAGCCAUUAAUCAGCACACUCCUAGGCUCCUUAAACUCUAUCGGGCUAGGCGGACAGCUUUCCCGCCUGAGAUGGAUCAACUCCUUAACAGACUGGAUGAAGAGACAUCUGACAUCAUAGCACAUCGACACACUGCAGCCUUGAAGGGCCUCCCCUUGUAUCUCCGUGACAGUCAUGAGAAGCUCUUCAGGAACUGUCUGGUGAGUGGUUAUUAGUAGAAAAAGUAAAUAUUUAUUAUUAUUCUGUUAUUAAAAAUAGACUCUCUUUGACUUCAACCUUUGCCUCUCUGCCAUUUUGUCCCAUUCUAGUCUAUCCAUCCCACUGUCCUCCUUGUUUUCUUUAUCUGUCCCAAUGCCCACAGCGUCUUCAAGAGUUGUACUUUGCUGGCUAUUACUUGAUGUAAUUUCUUUCAUGUAUAUGGGGGUUAAAUCUUUGGUUGCGGGGUAUGAGAUGGAAAUAUUUAACCCUAAGAGGAUUCCUUAGGUUGUCUAGUUUUAUAUGAGACAGUAUCUUCACUCAUUUUCUGUCUGUCAUCACAAGGCCACUGACCCAGAAGAGGAGCAGACGAAGGGCCUCAUCGUGGGUAUCCUCACUGUGUUGGAGGU
This is a messenger RNA of Sebastes umbrosus (honeycomb rockfish), 1179 nucleotides long. RefSeq lists its product as uncharacterized. NCBI's taxonomy places the organism in Eukaryota, Metazoa, Chordata, Actinopteri, Perciformes, Sebastidae. The record is from RefSeq and is a predicted model, not a curated record. The transcript has 3 exons. Bases 4 to 789 code for a protein of 261 amino acids.